AUGAAAGUGGUACUUAGGAGACAGACCAAAAAAAUGAGCCUAAUGGAUAUAACUAAAAUUUUCUCCAUGCUCCAGCCCAGAGAAGAUGAAGAGGAUAAUGGAGAAAGCCAGGAGCUGAACCAAGCAGUAUCUGAGGAUGACUAUCAAACUCUUGAUAAACUCUUGCGCCAAGACAGAUACAAAAGAUUUAUCAACAGCAGAAGUGGCUGGGGCGUACCCAGCACUCCCCUCCGCCUUGCCGCAUCCAAGGGCCACAUAAGGAGUUUAGAGGUCCUCUUGGCCCACGGAGCGGACGUGGACAGUCUAGAUGUGAAAGCGCAAACGCCGCUGUUCACUGCCGUGAGCAACGGUCACCUGGAGUGUGUUAAAGCGCUCCUCGACGCGGGGGCCUGUCCUUCCGGCAGUAUCUACAACAACUGCUCUCCACUGCUCACCGCUGCUCGAGACGGAGACAUCUGCAUCCUGCAAGAGCUCCUGGACCAUGGUGCGGACACCAACGUCAAGGCGCGGGUGCCCGAGUGGGCUGCCAAUUCUGCAGCUUGCUCUGGCCCGCUGUACCUCGCUGCGGUUUACGGGCACCUGGAGUGCUUCAAGAUGCUUCUGCUUUACGGAGCCGACCCCAAUUACAACUGCACAGACGAGAAGAUGAUUGCACGGAUCAAGCAGCCCAAGACCCUGCUCGAAAUCUGCCUGAGACACGGCUGCGGGAGCGAAUUCAUCAAGCUGCUCAUUGACUUUGGAGCCAACGUGUACCUGCCAAACGUCGCGGGAGAAAAGCUUGUGCCCAGCAGCGAAGGCCUGGAGCUGCUGCUGAGGGAGAGAGCUCAUCCCAAAUCCCUGAUGUCUCAGUCCCGGCUGGCAGUGAGAAGCCUUCUGAAGCUGGCUGGCCACGCGCAAGCCGUCGGCGAGCUGGAGAUCCCACCCGUCCUGCGGAGCUACCUCAGACACCAGCCCUAG
Messenger RNA from Struthio camelus australis, 957 nucleotides. RefSeq names its product ankyrin repeat and SOCS box containing 12 (gene ASB12). Gene Ontology annotation, molecular function: RNA nuclease activity; protein binding; RNA binding. Lineage: Eukaryota; Metazoa; Chordata; Aves; Struthioniformes; Struthionidae. The record is from RefSeq and is a predicted model, not a curated record. Gene Ontology annotation, biological process: RNA processing.